CAAUCAGACGCAGGUAGUAGAAUGAACAUUUCAUUAGCACCACUAGGUGGAAUCAUGACGGUGGAACGAAAGACAUGUUUCACAGAUCUGACGGGCGUUCUCGAGCCUUUAAAAAGAUGGGAGACCACGCGAGAGGACAGCCUGAAGCAAACCUCUGCUUCUCAUUAUUGUUCACUCUCGGAACUGUAUCAUCCCCUCAGCAGAUUAGAGAAAAACAGGGGGAGCGAGUGAUAUAGCGGAUUCCAUCAAACCCAAUUGAGAUGACUACUACGAAAUUAUGUUACAUGGGGCUAGGCCGAUUAUUUUGUCUCAAUUGGCUCCUCCAUCUAUUAACAUUCAAAACCAGAUGACAAUUUA
Marchantia polymorpha subsp. ruderalis is the source of this 357-nucleotide messenger RNA. NCBI's taxonomy places the organism in Eukaryota, Viridiplantae, Streptophyta, Marchantiopsida, Marchantiales, Marchantiaceae. The record is from the annotation of a GenBank genome assembly.